Echinops telfairi (small Madagascar hedgehog) is the source of this 12283-nucleotide messenger RNA. It is a transcript of the gene DNAH7, whose product is annotated as dynein axonemal heavy chain 7. The record is from RefSeq and is a predicted model, not a curated record. Gene Ontology annotation, cellular component: dynein complex. Gene Ontology annotation, biological process: microtubule-based movement. Gene Ontology annotation, molecular function: dynein light intermediate chain binding; dynein intermediate chain binding; minus-end-directed microtubule motor activity. Bases 1 to 12090 code for a protein of 4029 amino acids. The transcript has 65 exons. NCBI's taxonomy places the organism in Eukaryota, Metazoa, Chordata, Mammalia, Afrosoricida, Tenrecidae.
AUGUCUGCAUUCUUUUGGGUCACCAUCCUUGGUAAAUCCGCUUGCAAAGAAAAAUCCAAGACGCCCCUGACAUUUUUACCACAGUUGCCUAUGGAGAAGCCCGUCAGCAAAGAAACGUCCAAGGCUGCAGGGAGAAUGCUGCCGCAACUGUCCGUGGUGGAUACAAAGCCCCAGUGGCAGCAGGCAGGACCAUCGUUCCAGCUGAACAUACGGCAGGAAGAUGAUGUUCCAGAGCCGUUCAGUGUUAAAAAUGAACAGUCAUAUGCUGAAUAUAUUGAGCAGUUUGGGAAAAAACGCAAAAUACGAGACCAAACUGAUGAUAUUUACACAGCACCGUCUACUUCCAAAUCCAAGGGCAAAAGUCCGCACAAAGAACGAGAGAACUUCAGAAGCACUCUUGUGAAUGUUAUUAUGCAGCAAGAUGCUGGCGUAGACAAAGCUACCUCUGAUGCAAGCACGUUUCCCAAAAUGGCCGCUUCUGCAGUGGAGAAAGACAUCUUGCGGUAUUACUAUUACAUUCACCAUGGAAUUGAUACAGACCAUGUAGCCCCAAUGGACGAUUCUUGGCUGGAAAAUGUAUUGAGUUUAGUCCCCAAACAUCUCAAAGUCCUCACCGAGAGCAUACUCGGAUUGUCUGAUGAAAUGAGAGAAGACUAUCUUCUCAGUGUAAAAAAGUCCAUAGUCGAUUUUGUUUUAAAGGAUCCCCGAGAAAAGGAAGAUGACAAAAAGACAGACGAACUGCUACCUCAUCGCGCCGAAAUGGAAAUUUUGCCAAAACCUUGGAGGAAAUCUUUUUUAUCUGCAAGCAGUUACAUUCGGGAUCAUUUGAACGCAAUGAACCCUACAAUGCUGGCCCUGCUAGAUCUGUGGCACAGCGCUUUCAAACGAUUGCGGCUUGUGGACGUAGAAGACUUUCACAAUCGGCAAGACGCACUCGAGCUGUCCACGUUUCAGAACAUCGUCAUGAGACACAUGGAAUCUGCCAAAGAGACGCUACUGAAAACGUGGUUUCCGGAAGUGCAGAACAUUUAUUACCAAGGUAAUAAGAAGAAGCAAUUGCCAACUGGCGACAGCAGUGCCAAACUGGAGUCCUUUUUCAACUGCGCCGCCACGCUCAUGACGAGCCAGCUGCAGGGGCUGGCCCUGGCCUCCAUGCAAGACUUCACCGACCUCAUCGCCCAGCCCCCAGAUUCGGUCAGAGCCUUUGAACAUCCAGGUUUCAUCAUGAGGCUGAUCCUUGAUAAUGACACCAUUAAAUUUGAACCUGAGUUUAAUGACUAUAGAGACAUCCUCCUAAAUGUUUAUGAUGUUAUGCUUAAGGCUGUCAGCUUCGUGCCAAGAGUUGAGACAAAACUGUAUUCCAAGUGGGAAAGUAAAUCCAAGCGCACCACCUUGAAGCCGAUCAUUCUGAAUGAAAUUAUAGACGCACACAAAGAAAAGAUUAAGAAAGUGAUUGAGCAAGAAAGUGUGGCCCCUAUGGAGCACCUCAGGCUGUAUGACAAGUAUGAGCAUUUGGUCACCAGGAAAGCUGAGCAAGAUGUCGAUGCUUUCCUUGCAGAAAAUCACAGCUAUGAGAAAAUAAUCGGCGAAAUCCGCAAGUACCAAAAGCUGAUGGAGGAAAUACAGUAUACAUCUAGAAAGACCAUCCGCUUAGGAAUGUUUGAGAUCCACUGUGAGGAGUUAAUCAGAGCUUUGGUGAAGCGAGCAGAUAGUAUUUGUGGGAAACUUAUCGCCAAAAUGUUCAAAGAUCAUCAGGAAGUAAACACAAGAUUAUGUGACGAAUUCGAGAAGAUCGCUGAGAAAGCUCUUAGUACUCCUCCGAAUACAGCCGAGCUGAUGGAAAUGAAGGCUUACAUUCAGAAAGUGGAAUCCACGGACAUGAUUGAACUGGGACAGAGAUUAGUGGAUUCCAAAAACUGCCUUGCUUUCCUGAUUGAGUGUGCUAACUUUUCUCCAGCGGACAUCAGGCUGAAUAAUAAUGUUUUCCAGUGGUAUGGAAGAAUGGGGGAGAUUUUUGAAGAACACAGGAAAAUCGUUAAAGAGAAAACAGAACAAUAUCAAGAAGGUCUUAAGUUACGCUGCGAACGAUUUUUGGAAGAAUUGGAAAGCUAUUCUAAGCAGGCGGAAGAAUUUUACACAUUUGGAGAUCUCCAGGAUGUGCAGCGAUACCUGAAAAAGGCCCAGAUCCUGAAUGGGAAACUGGAUGCAGCCGCAGACAAGAUUGAGCAGUUUAAUACGGAAGAGGAAGCAUUUGGUUGGCAGCCAUCAGCAUAUCCUCAACGAAAAAAAAUCCAGGAUGGUUUGAACCCGUAUCUUCGCCUCUAUGAGACGGCUGUUGAGUUUAGCACCAAAUAUAGAGGGUGGACAGAAGGGCCGUAUCACAAGGUGGAUCCAGACCAACUCGAAGCCGAUGUUGGGAAUUACUGGAGAGGACUGUAUAAGCUGGAGAAAACCUUCCAUGACUCUCCAAAUGCUUUGGCAAUGACCAAGAAAGUAAGGACAAAGGUGGAAGAUUUCAAGCAGCACAUUCCUCUCAUUCAAGUGCUCUGUAAUCCUGGUUUGCGGGCCAGGCACUGGGAUGCCAUGUCCAACGUCGUCGGUUACCCCCUGAAGCCUUCGGAUGACUCUACUGUCUUCUCAUUUUUAGAAAUGAAUCUGGAGCCAUUUCUAGAUAAGUUUGAAGGCAUUAGUGAAGCAGCUAGCAAAGAAUAUUCUCUUGAGAAGGCCAUGGAUAAGAUGAUUGGCGAGUGGGAUGCGAUGGAGUUCGUCAUUCUUUCUUAUAGAGAAACUGGGACAUUUAUUCUAUCAUCUGUUGAUGAAAUCCAGAUGUUGUUGGAUGACCACAUAAUUAAAACCCAAACUAUGCGAGGCUCGCCUUUCAUUAAACCAUACGAAACACAAAUGAGAGAAUGGGAGGGCAAGCUCUUGUUGCUUCAGGAGAUUCUGGAUGAAUGGCUCAAGGUCCAAGCCACCUGGCUAUACUUGGAGCCCAUUUUCAGCUCUCCAGACAUUAUGUCUCAAAUGCCCGAGGAAGGCAGACGCUUUACUGCGGUGGAUAAAACAUGGCGCGAUAUCAUGAAAAGUGUCAUACAAGAUAAACAUGUUCUGGCCGUUGUGAAUAUUGAGAGAAUGCUGGAAAAGCUGAAGAAGUGUAACGAACUUUUGGAACUUAUCCUGAAAGGACUGAAUGAAUAUUUGGAAAAGAAACGUCUCUUCUUCCCCAGAUUCUUUUUCUUGUCUAACGACGAACUCCUUGAGAUCUUAUCCGAGACUAAAGAUCCCACCAGGGUACAACCUCACCUGAAGAAAUGUUUUGAAGGCAUUGCAAAGGUGGAGUUCACGGACACGCUGGACAUUACGCACAUGAAGAGUAGCGAAGGGGAGGUGGUGGAGCUCAUCGAGACCAUUUCAACAGCCAAAGCCAGAGGUCAAGUGGAGAAGUGGCUGGUUGAGUUGGAGAGAGUUAUGAUUAAAUCCAUCCACAAGGUAAUUGGAGAUGCAAUGUUUGCCUAUCUGAAAAAUGCCCGGAUUAAUUGGGUAAGAGAUUGGCCAGGACAGACUGUUCUGUGUGUAUCCCAAAUCUUCUGGACGUUAGAAGUACAAACAGCUAUUCCAAAGGGGCAAGAGGCUCUGGAGGAUUACUUAAAGACAUGUAACGAACAGAUUGAUGAUAUCGUCACCUUGGUCCGUGGCAAACUGUCCAAGCAGAAUCGUGUUACUCUGGGUGCCCUCGUGGUGCUCGAUGUCCACGCUAGAGACGUCCUUACGUCACUCGUGAAGAAGAGAGUCAGUGACGAUUCUGACUUCGAAUGGCUAAGCCAGCUUAGGUACUACUGGCAAGAAAGUAAUUUAGAAACAAAAAUGAUCAAUGCCGGUUUGCGAUAUGGAUAUGAAUACCUGGGGAACUCCCCCAGGCUGGUUAUUACUCCACUCACUGAUAGAUGCUACAGAACCUUGUUUGGGGCCCUGCACCUGCACCUCGGGGGAGCGCCUGAAGGCCCCGCGGGCACCGGGAAGACGGAAACCACCAAAGACUUAGCCAAAGCUGUAGCCAAACAGUGUGUUGUUUUUAACUGCUCCGAUGGCUUGGAUUACCUGGCUCUGGGAAAGUUCUUUAAGGGACUGUUAUCUUGUGGAGCCUGGGCGUGCUUUGAUGAGUUUAAUAGAAUUGAUUUGGAAGUACUUUCUGUGGUUGCUCAACAAAUUCUUACGAUCCAAAGAGGUAUUAAUGCAGGCACUGACAUACUACUGUUUGAAGGAACUGAACUAAAACUUGACCCCACGUGCGCUGUCUUUAUAACAAUGAACCCAGGGUAUGCUGGGCGAUCAGAGCUGCCAGAUAAUCUAAAGGCCCUCUUCCGGACAGUGGCCAUGAUGGUGCCUGAUUACGCCAUGAUUGCUGAGAUUGUUCUGUACUCCUGUGGGUUUGUCACUGCUCGGCCACUGUCGGUCAAAAUCGUGGCCACGUACCGCUUGUGUUCGGAGCAGUUGUCCUCUCAGCAUCACUAUGAUUACGGAAUGAGAGCGGUGAAGUCCGUGCUGACUGCUGCUGGGAAUCUAAAGCUGAAAUACCCAAAUGAAAAUGAGGAAAUUUUGCUUCUCAGAUCCAUUAUUGAUGUAAACCUACCAAAAUUUUUGUCCCAUGAUUUACCACUCUUUGAGGGAAUUACUUCAGAUUUGUUUCCGGGGGUGAAAUUACCUAAACCAGAUUACAAUGAUUUGCUGACAGCUAUCAAAGACAAUUGUAACUCCAUGAAUUUGCAAAUGACUACAUUCUUUUCCGAGAAGAUUCUUCAGAUAUAUGAGAUGAUGAUUGUGCGUCAUGGUUUUAUGAUUGUUGGAGAACCCUUUGGAGGAAAGACCAGUGCUUACCGUGUCUUAGCCGGGGCUCUAAAUGAUAUAUGUGAAAAGGGGCUAAUGGAAGAAAACAAAGUCCAGAUUACUGUCUUAAACCCUAAAUCUGUCACUCUGGGCCAGCUGUACGGGCAGUUCGACCCAGUGUCCCACGAAUGGUCUGACGGCGUCCUGGCUGUCAGCUUUAGGGCGUUCGCUUCCUCAUCCUCUCCGGACAGAAAGUGGUUAGUUUUUGACGGGCCAGUAGACGCAGUAUGGAUCGAGAACAUGAACACCGUCCUGGAUGACAACAAAAAGUUGUGCCUGAUGAGUGGGGAGAUUAUUCAGAUGUCACCGCAGAUGAAUCUUAUUUUCGAACCAAUGGAUUUGGAAGUGGCUUCUCCUGCCACUGUGUCCAGAUGUGGCAUGAUUUACAUGGAGCCUCACAUGUUAGGCUGGAGACCGCUGAUGCUCUCUUGGGUCAACGUUUUGCCUCCUUCCGUCACUACUAUCCAGAAGGAAUUUAUCAUAGGCUUGUUUGACAGAAUAAUCCCGCUUUCUGUUGAGUUUAUUAGAAAGCAUACAAAGGAAUUAUCUCCUACUUCAAACACAAACUUAGUACGAUCCUUAAUGAAUCUAAUAGACUGUUUUAUGGACGACUUUGCUGAUGACUCCAAAGUAAAAGAUAGAAAUGAUCGGGAAAUUUAUUCUUUACUUGAGGGCAUUUUUUUGUUUUCAUUAAUCUGGUCUGUUGGUGCUUCUUGUAAAGACGAUGACCGGUUGAAAUUUAGUAAAAUACUUCGAGAGUUAAUGGAAGGUCCAAUCACAGAUGUCACUCGAAAUCGGUACAAAUUACUCAGCAGUCCGGAACAGCUGCCCUCCAAGGCACUGACCGUCCCGUUUCCUGAGAAAGGAACGGUCUAUGAUUACCAAUUUAUCUGUGAGGGAAUAGGAAGAUGGGAGCCAUGGGAAAAGAAAUUAGAAAAUGCGCCUCCAAUCCCGAAAGAUAUGCUGUUCAACGAAAUCAUUGUCCCGACUCUGGACACGAUCCAGUGCUCUGCCUUAAUGGAGUUGCUGACCACUCACCAAAAGCCUACAUUAUUUGUAGGGCCAACAGGAACGGGGAAAAGUGUUUAUAUUAUUAAUUUUCUUCUAAAUCAACUCAAUAAAGAAAUCUACAAGCCUCUGCUAAUUAACUUCUCAGCACAAACGACGGCAGCUCAAACUCAGAAUAUCAUCAUGUCCAAGUUGGACAAAAGGAGAAAGGGAGUUUUUGGUCCUCCUCUGGGCAAGAGAAUGGUUGUCUUUGUAGACGAUGUCAAUAUGCCAGCUCGAGAGGUGUAUGGGGCCCAACCACCCAUUGAGUUACUUAGACAGUGGUUAGAUCACUGGAAUUGGUAUGAUCUAAAGGACUGCUCUGUGAUCAAACUAGUGGACAUUCAAAUCAUGUGUGCUAUGGGGCCUCCAGGUGGUGGCCGAAAUCCAGUAACUCCUCGAUACAUGAGACAUUUCAACAUUAUAACAAUCAAUGAUUUCAGUGAUAAAUCCAUGUAUACAAUCUUCUCUAGAAUAUUACACUGGCAUUUUAAAAUCUGUUAUAAAUUCCCAGAAGAAUUUCUAGAUUUGACCGCACAGAUUGUUAAUGCUACAAUGAGUCUGUAUAAAGAAGCAAUGAAGAAUCUGCUGCCUACUCCGGCCAAGUCCCACUACUUGUUCAACCUCCGUGAUUUCUCUCGGGUGAUCCAGGGUGUCUGUUUGUCAAGACCAGAAACAGCAGAAACCAAAGAAGUGAUUAAACGCCUCUGGGUUCACGAGGUCCUCCGAGUGUACUAUGACCGCCUUCUGGACAAUGCAGACAGAAGUUGGCUUGUCGACUACAUUCAGGAAAUGCUGAGGAAGCAUAUGAAUGACGAUUUUCACGAGCUUUUCCUGAGACUGGAUUUCGACUACGACGGAGUGGUGGAAGAGGAUGAUUUACGCAGUUUAAUGUUCUGUGACUUCCAGGAUCCCAAGAAGGAGGACACCAACUACAAAGAAGUGGCCGACGUGGACAGCCUUCGCGUGAUCAUCGAAGCCCACCUAGAAGAAUACAAUAACAUUAGCAAAAAGCCCAUGAACCUCGUCUUGUUCCGAUUUGCCAUCGAACACAUCUGCAGAAUUUCCCGGAUCCUGAAGCAGCCCCGGAGCCACGCGCUCCUGGUCGGCGUGGGCGGCAGCGGGAGGCAGUCGGUGACCCGACUGGCCGCGCACAUGGCCGACUACUCCGUUUUCCAGGUGGAGAUCUCCAAGGGCUACGGCAGCACCGAGUGGCACGAAGACUUAAAAGUGAUCCUGCGGAAAUGCGCCGAAGGCGAGAUGCAGGGCGUCUUCCUGUUCACAGACACGCAGAUCAAGAGAGAGUCCUUUCUGGAAGACGUCAACAAUUUGCUGAAUGCGGGCGAGGUGCCAAAUCUCUUUGCCCUCGAUGAGAAGCAGGAGAUUUGUGAGAAGAUGCGCCAGAUCGAUCGCCAGCGAGAUAAAACCAAGCAAACCGAUGGCAGCCCCAUCGCCCUGUUCAACAUGUUUAUUGACCGGUGCCGCAAUCAGCUGCACGUGGUCCUCGCCAUGAGUCCCAUCGGAGAUGCGUUUAGGGUUCGUCUUAGGAAGUUCCCUGCUCUUGUUAACUGCUGUACGAUCGACUGGUUUCAGUCAUGGCCUGAAGAUGCACUUCAGGCGGUUGCCUCCCGCUUCUUAGAAGACAUAGAAAUGUCGGAGAAAACACGAGAUGGCUGUAUCGACAUGUGUAAAAGCUUCCACACUUCCACUAUAAACUUAUCAAAAACCUUCUACAUUGAACUUCAAAGAUACAACUAUGUGACUCCUACUUCUUAUCUUGAAUUAAUCUCCACCUUCAAGCUGUUGCUAGAAAAGAAAAGAAGUGAGGUAAUGAAAAUGAAGAAGAGAUAUGAAGUGGGUUUGGAUAAACUGGACUCUGCUGCAUCUCAAGUCGCCUCAAUGCAGUCUGAACUGGAGGCGUUGCAACCUCAACUAAAAGUCGCCAGCAAAGAAGUGGAUGAAAUGAUGAUCAUCAUUGAGAGGGAGUCUGUCGAAGUGGCCAAAACGGAAAAGAUAGUGAAAGCGGAUGAAACAGUUGCCAAUGAGCAAGCGAUGGCCUCCAAAGCCAUCAAAGAUGAAUGUGACGCUGACCUGGCCGGGGCCUUGCCAAUCCUGGAGUCAGCCCUGUCUGCCCUGGACACUCUCACUGCACAGGAUAUCACCGUGGUGAAGUCCAUGAAGAGUCCUCCUGCUGGCGUCAAGCUGGUGAUGGAAGCUAUCUGUAUCUUGAAAGGCAUCAAAUCUGACAAAAUCCCUGACCCAUCAGGCUCUGGAAAAAAAAUAGAAGAUUUUUGGGGUCCAGCUAAGAGACUUCUGGGCGACAUCAGAUUUCUACAGUCACUUCAUGAAUAUGACAAGGACAAUAUACCUGCCGCUUAUAUGAAUAUUAUAAGAAAAAACUAUAUUCCAAAUCCAGAUUUUGUUCCAGAAAAGAUUAGAAAUGCUUCCACCGCGGCAGAAGGGCUGUGCAAAUGGGUCAUAGCAAUGGAUUCAUAUGAUAAAGUGGCGAAAAUAGUCGCUCCCAAGAAGAUAAAACUGGCUGCAGCCGAAGGGGAGCUUAAGAUUGCCAUGGAUGGUCUAAAGAAGAAGCAGGCGGUCCUUCAUGAGGUGCAGGUCAAGCUGGCCAAGCUUCAGGACACACUGGAAUUAAAUAAGCAAAAGAAAGCUGACUUGGAAAACCAGGUUGACUUAUGCAGCAAAAAACUAGACAGAGCUGAGCAGCUGAUUGGGGGCCUUGGAGGUGAGAAAACCCGGUGGAGCCAAACAGCUCUGGAGCUGGGGGAGUUAUACAUCAACCUGACAGGUGAUAUCCUCAUUUCCUCGGGAGUUGUGGCUUACCUGGGAGCCUUCACGUCCAACUAUAGACAGCACCAAACCAAGGAAUGGACAAGUCUGUGCAAAGGAGGAGACAUACCCUGCUCAGAUGACUACUCACUGAUGAGCACCCUCGGCGAGGCGGUGACUAUUCGGACCUGGAACAUUGCUGGGUUACCUUCUGACUCCUUUUCCAUUGAUAAUGGGAUCAUCAUCAUGAAUGCAAGAAGAUGGCCCCUAAUGAUAGAUCCUCAAGGUCAGGCAAAUAAAUGGGUCAAGAAUAUGGAAAAGACCAACAGUCUUCAUGUCAUUAAAUUAAAUGAUUCUGAUUAUGCUAGGACUUUGGAAAACUGCAUUCAAUUUGGCACUCCGGUGUUGCUCGAAAAUAUUGGCGAGGAGCUAGAUCCUAUUCUGGAGCCUCUCCUGCUCAAACAGACCUUUAAGCAGGGUGGGAGCAUAUGUAUCCGCCUCGGAGACGCCACCAUUGAGUAUGCACCCGACUUCCGCUUCUACAUUACCACCAAGCUACGGAACCCUCAUUAUCUUCCGGAAACGUCAGUAAAGGUCACACUGUUGAACUUCAUGAUCACUUCUGAGGGCAUGCAAGAUCAGCUUCUGGGAAUUGUGGUGGCAAGAGAAAGGCCAGACCUUGAAGAAGAAAAGCAAGCUUUGAUAUUACAAGGAGCAGAAAACAAAAGGCAGCUAAAGGAAAUAGAAGACAAGAUUUUAGAAGUCCUUUCGUCUUCAGAAGGCAACAUAUUGGAAGAUGAGACUGCCAUCAAGAUAUUAUCUUCCUCCAAGGCUUUGGCUGAUGAGAUUUCGCAGAAGCAGGAAGUAGCCGAAGAGACAGAGAAAAAGAUUGAUGCCACCCGCCUGGGCUAUCACCCCAUCGCCACCCACUCCACCAUCCUGUUUUUCUCCAUCGCGGAUUUGGCUAGCAUCGAGCCCAUGUACCAGUACUCCCUGACCUGGUUCAUUAACCUUUUCAUCCUGUCUAUUGAAAAUUCCGAGAAAUCAGAAAUCCUAUCAAAAAGGCUUCAAAUUCUCAAGGAUCAUUUUACGUACUCCCUCUACGUCAACGUCUGCCGGUCGCUGUUUGAGAAGGAUAAACUGCUGUUUUCUUUCUGUCUGACCGUCAAUCUGCUCAUACAUGAUCAUGCGAUUAAUAAAGCCGAGUGGCGAUUUCUGCUCACCGGGGGAAUCGGACUGGAUAACCCUCACACCAACCCUUGCACAUGGCUUCCUCAAAAAUCCUGGGAUGAAAUCUGUCGACUGGAUGAUUUACCUGCCUUCAAAACCAUUCGUAGGGAGUUUUUGCACCUAAAGGAUGGAUGGAAAAAAGUAUAUGAUAGCUUGGAACCACACCAUGAGCCUUUCCCUGAUGGUUGGGAAGAAAAAGCAAAUGAGUUUCAAAGGAUGCUUAUCAUUCGCUGCUUGAGGCCAGACAAGGUUAUCCCAAUGUUACAAGAAUUUAUAACCAACAAAUUGGGACGCAUCUUCAUUGAGCCACCGCCUUUCGAUUUGGCGAAGGCGUUCGGAGACAGUAACUGCUGUGCACCGUUAAUCUUCGUGCUCUCGCCGGGGGCGGACCCCAUGGCCGCGCUCCUGAAAUUUGCUGAUGACCAGGGAUAUGGAGGAUCCAAGCUCAGCUCUCUGUCUCUUGGUCAAGGUCAAGGGCCCAUAGCCAUGAAGAUGGUGGAGAAAGCUAUCAAGGAAGGCACAUGGGUGGUUCUUCAGAAUUGCCACCUUGCCACCUCUUGGAUGCCAACCCUUGAGAAAGUGUGUGAGGAGCUAAGUCCGGAAACCACGCAUCCAGAUUUCCGAGUGUGGCUGACAAGUUACCCAUCUCCAAAUUUCCCCGUGUCUGUGCUGCAGAACGGGGUGAAAAUGACCAACGAAGCGCCGAAAGGUUUACGGGCUAAUAUCAUCCGAUCCUACCUCAUGGACCCCAUCUCUGACCCGGAGUUCUUUGGCAGCUGCAAAAAGCCUGAGGAAUUCAAGAAAUUACUCUACGGCCUCUGUUUUUUUCAUGCCUUGGUGCAAGAGAGGCGGAAAUUUGGACCUCUGGGGUGGAAUAUUCCUUAUGAGUUCAAUGAGACUGAUCUGAGAAUCAGUGUACAGCAACUCCACAUGUUCCUGAACCAGUAUGAGGAACUGCCGUACGAUGCGCUGCGAUACAUGACGGGUGAGUGCAAUUACGGAGGCCGGGUGACAGACGACUGGGACCGGCGCACGCUGCGAAACAUCCUCAACAAAUUCUUCAACCCAGAAUUAGUUGAAAAUUCAGACUAUAAAUUUGAUUCAAGCGGCAUCUAUUUUGUCCCUCCUUCUGGUGAUCACAAAAGCUACAUCGAGUAUACUAGGACUCUGCCGCUGACCCCAGCGCCGGAAAUCUUCGGGAUGAAUGCCAAUGCCGAUAUCACCAAGGAUCAGUCAGAGACGCAGUUGCUAUUUGAUAACAUUCUUCUCACACAGUCUCGUUCAGCAGGAGCUGGUGCAAAAUCAUCAGAUGAAGUAGUGGAUGAGGUGGCUGGAGACAUCUUGGGUAAACUUCCAAACAACUUUGACGUUGAGGCUGCCAUGAGGAGAUACCCGACAACCUACACUCAGAGCAUGAACACUGUCCUUGUCCAAGAGAUGGGACGGUUCAACAAGCUGCUGAAGACCAUACGGGAGUCUUGCAUCAACAUUCAAAAGGCGAUCAAGGGUCUUGUGGUGAUGUCUACGGAGCUUGAAGAGGUGGUUAGCAGCAUCCUCAAUGUCAAAAUUCCAGGAAUGUGGAUGGGUAAAUCCUACCCAAGCCUUAAACCACUUGGCAGCUAUGUCAAUGAUUUCCUGGCAAGAUUAAAAUUCUUGCAGCAAUGGUAUGAGGUUGGGCCUCCUCCGGUCUUCUGGCUCUCUGGCUUCUUCUUCACGCAAGCCUUUCUGACUGGUGCCCAGCAGAAUUAUGCCAGGAAAUACACCAUCCCCAUUGACCUGCUUGGCUUUGACUAUGACGUGAUGGAAGACAAGGAAUAUAAGAAUGCUCCUGAAGAUGGUGUUUUCAUUUAUGGAUUGUUUCUGGAUGGGGCUUCCUGGAAUCGAAAGAUCAAGAAGCUUGCAGAAUCUCACCCCAAAAUUCUUUAUGAUACAGUACCUGUGAUGUGGCUAAAGCCCUGUAAGAGGUUAGAUAUACCAAAAAGACCAAGCUACACUGCUCCUCUGUAUAAGACCAGUGAGCGGAGAGGAACCUUAUCCACCACCGGGCAUUCGACAAACUUUGUCAUUGCCAUGACCCUUCCCUCUGACCAGCCCAAGGAGCACUGGAUUGGACGGGGUGUAGCACUGCUAUGUCAACUGAAUUCAUAAUGAGCAUUAUGACAGGCCACUCCCAUCUUCCUAUUUCAUCACAUAUGGCUGAACAGAAAAGGGAGACUUCCUUUUUAAACAGCGUUUUGCUUCAAUUUGUCUAGAAUUAUAUGUGUAAAUGAAGCAAACAUUUAAAGUGACUCAUUAUUACAGGAUAAGCAAAUGUUCUGAAAUAAAGACUAAAGAAAACACA